GUCAACUUUAGUCUGAUGAAGAGCAGUUGUGUGUAAACGUCUCCUGGGUGUAAUUAAUAAGCCGUCAUUGGAACCCUGCAGUUUGUGAGCUAUUUGUUGGUUUAUUGCCGAACAGAACACAGAUUAUUGCAUUGUGUAGUCAGACAGGGCAACCGGACAGAGACUCUAUAAUGUUCAUCUUUGUGAUACUGGGGCUGCUUGUCUGCAUUGAGGCACAAGGGCCCAUUGCUGUGACUCCUGUAUUUGUGAAGAAGGGAGAUGAUCUGAUUCUGAAUGUUGAUGCUGAUGUUCCUGAGGAUUUUGUACUUGUUGACUGGAAAUUCAAUAAAACGGUCAAUAUGGUAAUAUUUAUUCCUGGUAAAGAAUCAACAAUCUCUCCUGAUUUCACUGGAAGGCUUGAGUUUCCUGUGAAAAAAUUCUCUGUGAAAUUGAAGAAUCUUCAAAAGGCAGACAGUGGAGUUUAUACUGCACGAGUGUUAACGAUUCUAGGAGACCAACCACUAGCUGAAUACAAGGUCACAGUUGAAGAUCCAGUGUCUCCAGUUAAACUGACAGUGGACCCAGUGGACCCACUGGACCCACUGGACCCACUGGUCUCCAGAAGCUCCUGUAAUCUCACUGUGACCUGCAGUACACAGGACUCCCACAUCAGCAGCACUAUUAGAUGUGUCAACCAAACCUGCAGUCAGGAGGGAGGAGAGCAAUCAGAGGUCACAACCUCUGGAGCUUCUCUCUGGGUCUACCUGUUGAAUAGCUCAAUCAUCUGUAACCAUAGCAACCAUGUUAGCUGGACCAACGACGUUAUAAUGAUUGGAGACUUUUGCCCCAAAUAUCCUGGUUCAGAGAGUCCGUCUGCUGGUAUCUCUGUGUACCUGGUGAAGAUAGUCGUGUUCUCUGUCGGUCUGGUCAUCAUGGUGUCGGCCGUCAUCACUGUUCACCUCAUGGAGAAGCUCAAGAAGCACAAAUAAAGAAUGCUCAUGCUAAACCACUGAUCCACAGCUGGAGGCAGUAACACACAAGAAAAGGCAGUAUAGAGGAAGAGGUGGAAGAAUGCAAGCCAGCAAACAUGGAUGUAAAAAAUUUAAGAUUUAAACAUUUAUAAAAUCAGUUUUGCAAAUGUGUUGGAUUCAAAUCGUGGACUCCGUAAUGCAUUUUGGUGAAAAAACUUCAUGUAAACAUUGUUUCUUCACAAGAAAACUGCAAAUGUUACCUUUUAAACAAAUGCUUUAUUUAUUAUCCAUAGAUUGUAUCCAAUUAUCACUGUUCUCACUUCAUUAUUUCACAGAGGUAACCAAAAUGUUGUCUUGAAAAAAAAAAUAAAAAAAACUAUUUGUCUAUGAUCAAGACCAAGAAUAUACAAGAAAUAGCCUUGAUAAAUAUACUUAUAACACUUCAUGUGGUCAUGUUUAUAAUUAAAAAAAGCAUUGCAUAUUUACCCGUUUCAUUGUACACUCUGUUUUAAAUUUUGUUUCAGCAUGUUUUAAUCUUUGGCUGGAAGCAGUAUCUGGUACAUGCACCAUAAUUGUAAACUUGUUAAAGCUAUAUACUUAUUGUGUAUUUUUGUGAUUAAAGGAAACCUAAAGAUCACGAGUAACUGACUUUUCCCCCCGCUGGUAUAUUGUAAGUUUAUCCACAAGGAAUCAAUCAGAGCUGUUGUUAUAGUAAACACACUUGCAAACUGACUGUAAAUUAUAUUACAGAAAAAUAAAACAUUUAAUGACAAUCAAGCUUUUAAUAAGACAAUACAAGACUCCUGCAGUAUGUAGCUUCAAAUCAAACCAAUCGCAUAGGGCCUUGAAAGUCCUAAUUGUAAACCGUUGCUCAUUUAGGAAUUAGUUACAUUUCUUCUGCGUUUAAUUUGAACUGUUAUGUUAUGUAAAUGUCUGGACAGCUAAAAAGUGAGAUAAAGGCCCAGGUACCCAAGCGUGGGCUUCCGGCAGGGGUAACAACGUCUUUUUCACGUUGCAGCAUUGAUCUUGAAUGUAUCAAUAAAAUAAUUACUAAUAUCUCGAGUUGUGAUGCUACAAAAAGCAACUUCUAAAUGUGUGUGAUGCUUAGUAACAUUUCCUCAUUGUUUUGCAGCUGUUUCCAAUGAAAGGUUUGUGCAUAAGAGAAUAAUCCCUCACCAAAGCAGGUCACAUAAACUUUAAAAAUUGAAAUCUUUGGAAACACUUAAAUAGAACUUGAAAAUUCAGGAAUUGUUGAAUACUUCAUUGAUUGUUUAGCACCUAGAUGGCUUCAUCACCUGAGCAUACACGCUCUCUGGUUGAGUCGUGUCUCUAGUCUCAGUGGGUUCCAGAGGUCCAGUGUGAGGUCCUACCAAGCAGUAGGUGG
This is a messenger RNA of Anoplopoma fimbria (sablefish), 2334 nucleotides long. RefSeq lists its product as uncharacterized. The coding region runs from base 171 to 968 and encodes 265 amino acids. NCBI's taxonomy places the organism in Eukaryota, Metazoa, Chordata, Actinopteri, Perciformes, Anoplopomatidae. The record is from RefSeq and is a predicted model, not a curated record. The transcript has 4 exons.